Messenger RNA from Hydra vulgaris (swiftwater hydra), 1709 nucleotides. RefSeq names its product probable splicing factor YJU2B. Gene Ontology annotation, cellular component: U2-type spliceosomal complex; post-mRNA release spliceosomal complex. The record is from RefSeq and is a predicted model, not a curated record. Gene Ontology annotation, biological process: mRNA splicing, via spliceosome. NCBI's taxonomy places the organism in Eukaryota, Metazoa, Cnidaria, Hydrozoa, Anthoathecata, Hydridae.
UUUUUAACCUGUGAAAUAUUCACUUCAAAAUUAAAAAAAAGCAGACAUGUUAAUAGUUGUAGAUAACUAAUAUUAUCAAAUAUAUAAAGAAACAAUUGAAAGGAACUGUAAUCAGAAUUAAGAAGAAAACAAUAAAGAAAUGGGUGAACGAAAAGGUGUCAACAAGUAUUAUCCUCCUGAUUAUGACCCUUCAAAGGGUGGACUUAACAAGUUUCUUGGAACUCAUGCAUUGAGAGAACGUGCAAGAAAACUUCAUGAAGGAAUUCUUAUAAUUAGGUUUGAAAUGCCAUUCAAUGUAUGGUGUCUUGGGUGUAAUAACCACAUUGGCAUGGGGGUUCGUUAUAAUGCACAAAAGCGUAAGAUGGGAAAUUAUUAUACCACACCAAUUUAUAAGUUUCGAAUGAAAUGUCAUUUAUGUGAUCAACAUUUUGAGAUACAAACUGAUCCCAAGAACUGUGACUAUUUAUUACUAAGUGGAUGUCGCAGGAAAGAAGAAAGGUGGGAUACUGAAGCUGCGGGAAAUGUGCAAUCAAUGGAACGUGGUAUGAAACAAAAACUUAUGUCUGAUGCUAUGUUUAAACUUGAACAUCAGUCAACUGACACUUCUAAGGCUAAAAAGGUAGCACCAACAUUGACACUGUUAGAAGAAUUAAGGGAAGAUUGGAGUGAUGAUUUCAGAAUAAAUCAAUUACUGAGAGAAAAAUUUAGAAAUGAGAAGAAGGAAAUUCUUAAAGAUGAAGAAGAAAUGGCCGCAUUCAAAUUAAAGUCCAAUUUACCUGAGGAUUUGACACUUGUCAAAGAAUCAGAAGAAGAUAUUGUUAAAGCAAAGAGAAUUAAUUAUGGUGAAGGUACCAUGCGGCCGGACCUCUUGUACAAUCACAAAAAACGUACUAUCAAACAGUCUUCUAUAUUUGACUCUUCCAAUGACGAUAUUAAAGUUCAGCUUGCAAAAUCGCUCGCUCGAAAUACCAGCAACAAAAACUUAAAAUUAACACCUGCACUCUGUCCUCCGUUUGGGGUAAUGAUAAAGCCGAAAUUGAAGCGUAAAAGCAUAUCCGCUACUGAACCUGAAAGCAAUAUUAGCGAAGAAACUCAAACUAUAAAUAGUCUUUCGUCUACAAAUAUAUACAAUAAAUCUUUAUCAGAGCCUUUCGAAAUAACGACAAGUUCUUCAAAAACAACGACGGAUCCUUAUAGAACAACCACGGAUUCUUAUAAAGCAACAACGGAUUUUCAAUCUUCCUUUAAUGAAUUAGAAACAGAUAUUGUACUAAGUAAAAAUUCGUUAAAGGAACUUGAAAAUAAAACAUUAAACUGUGGUCAUGCUGUUGACCACGAUGGCGGUGCUGAAGGUAUCGAUGACGGUGACGGUGUCAAAGGUAAAAAUUCAACCUAUAAUCUUAUUGUUGACUGCGAUGACGGUGCCGAAGUAAGACAUUCAAAUUUUUCAAAAUUAUAUAAAAAAGAAUUGUUAGUUGACUAUGAUUCUAGUGGAGCCGAAAGUUAAAUUAAUUUUAUAUGUGGUGUGUGUACAAUAUAUUGUAAUAUAUUUAGUGAAUUAGCGAAUGAAGACGAAAGGAAUCCCCUCUAGUUAACUCCGUUUUCAGAAAUUUUAUUAUUAACUUUUUUAAUCAAUUACGAUAAAAGUUGUUAAAUUUUUUGUUCUACAAUACAUAUUAGAAACAAUCGAAUUGAAAGAUUUAAAAAUA